Molecule: messenger RNA, 1758 nt
Organism: Dermacentor silvarum
Lineage: Eukaryota; Metazoa; Arthropoda; Arachnida; Ixodida; Ixodidae
Product: piggyBac transposable element-derived protein 2-like
Exons: 2
Coding region: 1-1758 (585 amino acids)
Source: RefSeq, a predicted model, not a curated record
AUGGCGGCAAUCAGCACCAGCACGUUUUAUGCGAGACGGCCAGGCUCAUCCACCAAGAAGGCAGACGAAGUACUGCAAUCAAUUUGCGACCGGAAAACUUCCGAUAUUUCGGACUCCGAGAAUGAAGACGACGUUGACGACGUGAAUGCCGCGUAUGAUUCCGACACUGAGGAGUAUGUUGGUUCAUCUUCUGAUAGUGACGACGACGGCUCCAGCGGCGUAGGAAUUUCGCAAAGGCGUCCUCUGUGGAAGGCAGCCAAUUCUUCACCAGCAAACAAUGUACCUGUUCUCGAGACAGGGUGUGUUUUUUCGGAAGCUAGAUUGGAGUUCUCGCCUGCCGACUACUACAAGCAGUACGUAGAUGACAACAUGCUCGAAAAAAUGGCCGAGAAAACAAACCAGAGAAUUCUGAGAGAGCGUGGAAUCAUAUCUAAAAUCACUGGUCAGGAAGUUAAACAGUUCCUGGGUUGUUCCAUGCUGAUGGGAGUGAUUGGCUAUCCAAGAAUACGAUUUUUUUGGAAGAAGGGCCUGGCUGUUAGCUCAGUAGCCGACACCAUGCCACGGGAUCGUUUCUUCUUACUGCGAUCUAACCUGUGCUGCCAACUUGACGAUGACAUCAGUGAUGACGACAAGAAGAGCGAGAGACUUUGGAAGGUUGCGCCUUUCGUUGAGAUGGUGCGAAAGGGCUGCUUGGGCUUGGAAAGACCCAACUGCUUGUGUGUGGAUGAACAAGUCAUCCCAUUUUCAGGGCGCUGUCCUAUGAAGCAGUAUAUCCCUAACAAACCAAAUCCUGUGGGCCUGAAAAACUUUGUUCUCACAGGAAAGGACGGGUUGAUUUAUGAUUUUGCAAUUUACAAAGGCAAAGAGACGUUUCCAGACUUUGGCCUUGGCAUAUCGGGCAACUCAGUCUUGAAGCUGGUUGAGACAGUGCCUGCAUGCUCCACGCUUUACUGUGACCGUUGGUUUUCCUCGGUCGGUUUGAUGGAUGAGCUCACGAAAAAGGGCAUUUUUGGCACCGGCACUCUGAUGAAGAACAGAAUGCCAAAAGAGGCCCAUUUCACAAAUGACAAGAAUUUGUUGAAGAAAUCUCGGGGCACUUCGGAGCAGCGACUGCGACAAGACAGCACGCUUGCUUGCACAAAAUGGGUCGACAAAAAGCCCAUUGUGAUGCUGUCGGCUGCCUUUGGAGUGGAGCCUGAAGAUAAGUGCAAAAGAUGGUGCAAGAAAGACAAGAAGCUUCUGGAUGUCCCGCGCCCAUCCGUCAUCAGAAACUACAAUGCAAAUAUGGGUGGUGUUGACUUAGCUGACAGAAUGCUCUCCCUGUAUGCUCAAAGAAGCCGCACAAACAGGUGGACACUGCGUACAAUUCUUCACAUGUCUGAUCUUGCUUGUGUAAACAGCUGGCUUCAGUACAGAGCAGACAAGAAGGCCGAGGGCGUCCAAAGAAAAAACAUUCUGGAGUACCUUGAUUUCAAGCUUUGCGUGGCCGAAGCAUUGAUAUGGCAGAAGGUGAUCGCAACUCGUCAAGAAGACGAAGAUGACCUAGACAUCCCACCAAGGAAGAGGCCAAAAGCUCUGCCAUCAGAACAUUUCCGCAAAACAGACGCACUGCAUUUGCCAAUGAAGGACGACCUACCAAAUGGAGCGAGGUGCCGGAACGCUGGCUGCAGCAUGAAGACACGCCACAGAUGUGCUCGGUGCGACGUGUACCUUUGCAUAGAAGUUGGAAGAGACUGCUUCUAUGAAUUCCAUUCGUGA